Tripterygium wilfordii is the source of this 1387-nucleotide messenger RNA. RefSeq lists its product as uncharacterized. The transcript has a single exon. The record is from RefSeq and is a predicted model, not a curated record. Bases 612 to 1367 code for a protein of 251 amino acids. NCBI's taxonomy places the organism in Eukaryota, Viridiplantae, Streptophyta, Magnoliopsida, Celastrales, Celastraceae.
UUAGUUUUCAUUCAUUGUAUCCUUUCACACAAAAAAAUAAGAUUCCUUCAAAUUUUUCUUCCAACACUUUUACUUUACUUCUGAUGGAAGGUUGUCCUUUCCAACUUCAUAGUAUAAAGGGCUCCACUUUCUUGUCUUGUCUUUAUAAUUACCAAAGUUUCUCAUAAAAAAUCAUAAUUUACAGUCCGAUAUGGGUCUAGAUUUGGGUCUUUAGGCACUAUACAUACUUGCCCGUUGAAUGUCCGAUAUGGGUCUAGAGUCUAGACUUAGCUCUUCAGGCCGCGUACACAGAAUAGUCUUCACUUUGCUUAUAUGUAGUGCUGUCUUUUUGUUUCUCUUAUAGCUUCUCUCCUCAUCUCGCUGUGUUUCUUCUCUCUAACUGUAGCAGACAACCCCCUCUGCAACAUUUCCGAGAACAAUAUUCCUUCUCUGAUCCUUGAAUAUUCCUUUAAAUCACAUAUGCUUCCUUAAACCCUCAAAAAGCUGCCUUUCUUUCUGUCCUUCGAAUCCUAUAUAAUUCUAUAUAGCACUGUUUAACAAUUUUGGAGCUUUUUCUUUGUUUUUCCAAGUUGUACUAAUCUGUAAACUGCCCUGAAAAAGAGAGCCAAAUUAUGUGCUCGGAGACGAGUCCUCGGAUCUCUUUCUCUCAAGAUCUAGGCCAGGAAGAUGAUGCAUCAAUCGAACAAGUCGAGUCUCGAAGGGACUUAUCCCUAUUGGACUCGAAUCCUGAUUUUGAGUUCAGCAUUUGCAGCAACUUUGAUCAAGAUUCUUCAUUGGCAGAUGACCUUUUCUUGGAUGGUAUGAUCCUCCCUGUUCAAGUUCAAGACAGAGUUUCUGCUUCUAAACAAACCCAACAACACAAACGCACUACUCCUCUUCUUUCAUUACCUCCUCUUCCCAGUUCUUCCAGUACUGCAAAUUCAAGGAAAGAGAGCAUAAAAGAAGCCAUUCCAGUGAAUUCUGAUUUGGAGGACAAGUCUCAGCCCAGUAAGUCUUUCUGGGGUUUCAAGAGAAGCAGCAGUCUAAAUUAUGAUAUUAAGAGGAGCUUAAUCCGUUCAUUACCACUUCUAUCGCGAAGCAACUCCACCGGUUCAGUGCCUAAUCCAAAACGAACAACAUUAAAGGACAUUCAAAGGCAGAAUCAGCAAAAGCAACAAUUGACAGCAAAGUCACCAUCACCAUCAUCAUCUUCUUCUUCUGCUACUCAUGUAUACCCCCUAUCUCAAAAGCCACCUCUUAAGAAAAAUCAUGGUAAUAAGAUACGUAUUAGUCCUUUGUUGAAUGUACCUCCUCCUUCUAUUCCUAAAGGAACUGCAAGUUUUCUUGGUUUGGGGUUUCUGUAUAAAGAUAAGAAGAACAAGAAGUGAUUGAUGCUUUCCUGCUUUCA